UACUGUGGCAUUCGUCAUUUUUCUGCCACUGCGAGCUGCUAUGGCCCGUCUCGGUCAGGGAUCCGCGUUGGCGCUGGUUUUCCUCGUUCUCUUUUGCAGCGCCACCGUUGUUUUUUCCCAGUGUAACACUCAGAGCGUUGACAGGACGCUGGAAGACGGAGCCACCGGUGGAGAUGUUGUAAAGGCGACGGCAGACAAGAUCCGGGAAUCCGGGAUAUUCGGCGACGACCACGAAUUUCUUCGACGAAUGGCCAAAGUGGAAUCGGACAAUGGAAGAAUAAUGGGUCCAGGAGGAAUAUGGAGGGUUGAUUUAGAAACUUUCAAAGACGUGGAUGUAUUCAUAUUGUUGCAACAAGAGACCCCUACACUGCAAUCUCAAUUCGAAGAACAUUUUUGCUUUUCUUGGUCUGUAGAAGUUACAUCCAGGGAAUACAGUGCGAUGGAUGUUCCAUUGUACUCCGCACUGACAGUGAUGGUUUAUUUGAGCUUAACUGGGCAAAUUAUUCCACAGAACACAGAGCAGCAGGCUGAGUUGUGGACCGAGCAUCUGAACAGAAAUGGGGAUGAACAAGAGUUUAUCAGUAUUUCAAGGUCAUUAAGAGAUGCAGACAACGAGUGCCGAAUAAAAGGAGUGGACAUGGUGUUUGUGAUGGAUGAGUCGGGAAGUGUUGGAGCAAGUAAUUUCGAAAAGAUGAAGCAGCUGGCAAUUGAUAUCACAGAAAGUUUUGAAAUAGGGCCUGAUCGCACCCAAGUUGCCUGGAUUAGCUUCGCGUCAUAUGCUCGGGUGGUAUUCAACCUGACCGAUUAUUCCACCAAGGACACACUUCACGAUGCAAUUCGUGGUAUUACGUACGGGGGUGGAGGCACUGCAAUUGGGAGAGCGUUGGAGACUCUGCGUACAGAAGGAUUUGUUGGUGGUCGCAACAACUUUGAUACGCCCGAGGUUGCUAUUGUAGUUACUUAUGGGCAGACAAAUGCUGGAAUUGACACAAGUACUGCUGCAGAUAACUUGCGUAGAGAUAGAAAUGUGAAUGUGUUUGCGGUGGGAGUAGGGACAGGCGUAGAUACUGCUGAACUGGCAAUAAUUGCUUCAGCUGGAAUUGAAAGCACGCAGGAUCGCACACAGCUUAUAGAUGGCUUCAUAGACAAUCAACUCAACAUACUCCAGCAGCUAAUCAGGGCCCGCACUUGUUUCGAUGCUAUGUUUUCUGACAAUCUUCAAUCGAUUGAAAGACUGAAUGCGGCCAAUGUGAGCAUACCAGAGGGGGUAACGGUUCAUGUUGCUGUCGAAUGCCCAUUGGAAGGACUCACUGUCAAUGCAUGUGGACGCACAGGAACUACUAUUCUCUACUUCUCACGGUCAAGUAGCCCCAACAGCGCUAACUAUGAAAUUAUCUUUACCAUAAUGGCCGGGCAAUGCCGUAAUACCUACAUUGACUGUGUUCCCAUGAGGAUCUUUAUGACAGUAGAGGGGAUCGCAGAGACCAAUGAGUACAACUUGACUGCAAUGACUGGGGAUAUUUCCACUUUGCAAGGCAUGUGCUAGCCAUGCACUGUUACAGAUAGGGCUUGCUAUACUAUCGUUGUAUAUAAUUCCAUUGUACUUAUACUUUUUUCUGUGUUUGUAGUUAACCUGCAGUGCAGUAAGAGGGUGGACGAUGACCGACAGAGCGUUGUCGUCAGCUGUAGACAUGACAGAGAGCUUGUUGAUGCCCGGUGCUCUAUCAACAAUGCUCCACCACAGCAAUGCACACUACCAUGGAAGGUUGCUUUCACACCGCCUACAAAAGUGUAUGACCUUCAGAUCAGUGUGACUGACACUCUCCAACUGAAUGACACAGCUCAACUCGAACACACAGUUGGUCCCCUAGUAUUGGACUGCUCACUCAAUCCACAGAUGGAGAUCGAAUGCUUGUCCAGCAAUCAACUGGACCUUAAUCAGACCGUCUGUUCCUUCAGAGGGAACACCAUAGACCACUGUAUACUUCCAUAUAAGAUUGAUGUGAAAGGGUGGCCACUUGGUACACACAUAAUACACGUGUCAGCUACCGAUGUGUUUGGAUCCUCGGCUGAGGCAGCUUUUGAGUACAUCGUUGUCGCAGACAGGGUGGGGGAUGACAUGGUCUUUAGUACUGUACUGGACAUCAGCCCGAUAGAGGUGGGAGUCAAUGAUCAAACUGUCUCGCUGUGCUACCAAGUCCACGGAGAAAAAGAAAAGUUUUACAAUCUUGUCAGUGAUGAUUGUCUCUCAGUCAAUGCCCACGUAACCCAGCCCGUCUCCGGAGUUAAAUCACACGUGAUCGACAAGAUUGGCAUCCGUGCCAUUGGAAACAACGCAACGUAUUGCUACGAUAUCGGAAUUACUCGUGAAAACUGUGCAGUUACUGUAAAUGGGAAUCCUAUUUCUGUUAACGAGAAGUUUACAGCGGAAGGAAUCGAGGUCUUCAACGACAGAAUGAUUGCCAGAAAUCCAAACGUCAUUCGUAUUUCGGUUCCAAAUUGCGGGAGGGCAUUAGUCGAUGCGAUGCAAAUCACCUGCACUGAGUACAACAUGAGAGUCUCUCGCAUGGAAACCGAACCAGUCGAAGUCCUCGAACUCACCACCACGCGAGGAAUUUCACCAAUUGAAGCGGCGCAUGGCUUAGUUGGUCAGUUCUGGGGCAGAUUCAUGCUGGGAAGGUCACAGUCCCCACUCCCAUCACCACGACAGCGAUACGACAAGGCAGUGAUGAUAUUCCACGAUGCAACGCUCCAACGAUUCGAUGGAUUCGUACGCAGGAGCUGGUCUCACAGCAGGGAGAUGUGCUUCUACGCUGGGGACAGGCAGGGCUAUCCUGUACUACAGGGAGAAUAUGGGGAUUAUGAGGUGGAAACCAUGUUUGGUACUGAGUAUCCCUUCUCGAGGUUCAAAGAAGACAUGUGCAUGAGCGAAGAGAGUUCUAUGUGAUGAAGGAUAAAGAUGAGAUUGCAAUAACAGACUAUAUAACUAAACUUUCCUGACUUUUUUACAAUGUAAUGGACUAUUAUAAAAUUCUGCAUUAUUUUUGCUAUUGUACAGCAUAACAAUGAAAUAUUUUGCACAUAGCCAAGAAAAAUGAAGAAUUAUACAUGUGAAUUAACAGUAGGUUAGCAUAUUAGUAAGCAUUUAGGUUGAGUAUAAUAAUUAUAGAGAUAAGUUUUAAUAAUCUGUGGAAUCUUUUCCUGUUGUCAUUCACACACACACACACAUACACACGAUACAAAACGGGUGACUGAUUACGGGGACAAACAAAUCAACUAAACAUUGAUGGGCUUGAUGCAAAGAUACCCCUUCCUUCUCUUGAUGCUGUUUGCGAAACUGACAAUCUGACACACCAGUACAACCACCAGCAGCAUCAGAACAAACCCAGACAGCACUCCAGGUAUGACUGUCACAAGAAUUGACUGUUUCGUGGUCACGCAGAGGUGUGUUGAAUUCGGGGCAAUGUCCGAAGACUGAAAAGGAAUAUAUGCGAGAAUGGUAUAGUCUUCAGUCGAGAAGGUGUUUUCGGGGAUUGGGAUCUCGCACGAUCCACCGGCUGCUAAAUUGCACUCCAUCCGCUCUUUCGGCAGGUACUUGGUAUAGUUGAGGUAAACUACGUGAAUGUUGGAGUGAUAGUGCAGCUCUACGUGUGGCGGUAGUUUGUA
Messenger RNA from Geodia barretti, 3666 nucleotides. The record is from the annotation of a GenBank genome assembly. Lineage: Eukaryota; Metazoa; Porifera; Demospongiae; Tetractinellida; Geodiidae.